Molecule: messenger RNA, 1968 nt
Organism: Penicillium argentinense
Lineage: Eukaryota; Fungi; Ascomycota; Eurotiomycetes; Eurotiales; Aspergillaceae
Exons: 1
Coding region: 1-1968 (655 amino acids)
Biological process (GO): oligosaccharide catabolic process
Molecular function (GO): alpha-amylase activity
Source: RefSeq, a predicted model, not a curated record
AUGGUUUUCGAUCUCCUUGAGCGCCGAAAAAAGAAAUUUGUGCUCUGGAUACCUUCAGGACAGGUGUUCACUCCGUCGCUAGUACUGGGAACUUUUAGCCAUGUUCCUCAGGCUACUGUAACGGAAUUCUUCACAGGCCCGCUUAAACGUUCAGACAUACCCGAUCUGUGGGAACUCGAUCCAAAGGACAUAGAACCGCCAUUAAAGAAUGGCACAGUCUAUCACUACUGGUUCGAGCUCCAGAGCACAUCACCGGAUCAUCCAGCCACUUUUCGGGUGGCCGAUCCGUUUGCAUACACGGUAGACUACAGAGCCACAAAGAACCGGGACGAAAACAUCCAGCCUCCUUCUGUGACCAAGUUCCGCGAUGACAGCAAUGGAAGACUAUGGCCUUGCGACAUAGAUGGAAAUGAGCCUAGUCCGGUGGAAGUCCCGCCGCAAGAUGCAAUGUCAGACAAUAAUCAUAUGGUGAUCUACGAGCUCCCAGCUUCCUGGGCCAAAUAUAAGCCAUUUGGUGGCGUACAAAUCGAUGUUGGCACUUUCAGUGAUGUCCUGGCUCUAUUCGACAAGAAUACUACUGGCCAACGUUUCAGAGAAAUCCCGCAAGUUGCCUCGAGAGCUAUCGUGGCUGACCUGGGUAUCAAUGCACUGGAGCUCCUCCCUGCUGCAGACGCAUGGCCAACAGGUGAAUGGGGGUAUGCUACCGCUCACUACUACGCUCCUGACUUCGAUCUUGGAACUUCCUCGGAGUUAGUAAAGCUGGUGGAGGGCAUCCACAAAAUGGGAAUUCGAUUUCUCACAGAUGUCGUGAUGGCUUUCGGACAUGAUCCAUAUAUAUCGAUUGCCUUCACGCAGUUUCAUCUUAACCCGGAAGAUGAGAAGGAAAAUCCAGAUAGCUACGUAUCUCACUCCGGUGAACUCCGAAACCCGUGGGGUGGAACAUUAUGGCGCUACAUCCAAGAAAUCAACACGUAUAAUCCAGAAUCAGGUGCACAGGAAAACGUCCAUCCUUCACAGGCCUUUCAUCAUGGCCAGCUUCAUCGGUGGAUGUCAGAUUUCUGUGUCGAUGGUCUGAGGCUUGACAGUAUCGAAAAUAUCGCGAACUACGAUUUCAUCAAAUCAUACAAAGAGAAAGCAUGGUCUCUCUACAAGUCAAGAUACGGAAACGGUUCCUCGAAAUUCCUCGUCAUUGGCGAAGAGAUCAAAAAUGUCCCUAUCGACAUGAUAUCUAAAGACACUCUCAAUACCCUCUGGAACGAACCUUUCCAAGAACGCCUCCGUGCCGCUAUUAUUGGGGAAUCAUCGCACGGUGACAAUUUUGAAUGGACGGUCCGCAAGAUGAUCAACUGCACGCUAGAUAGCGCGCACCCUUUCACAGAUUGUGCACAAGCAGUAAACUACAUUACCUCUCACGACGUCGAGGGAUUUCGUAAAGAGCGCCUCUUUGACUUCCUUUGGUUCGCACAUGUCUAUGACAUCGAACGACGAACUAAACUCGCAUUCACAUGCUUAUUGACAGCCGUCGGUAUCCCGAUGAUCUUCGCGGGCGAGGAGUUUUGUGAUCAAAUGGACCGUCCGACAGGGCAGAAACAACUCGAUCCGGUGAAUUAUGAGCGACUCAUGCGAGACUGGAGAAGCAGAGUCUUUAAUUAUGUUGCAACGCUUGUGGAUUUGAGGAAGAAAUGUCCGGCCCUGGGUUACAAUGAUACUGAGUUCAUUCAUGUAGAUCAGAGUCAAGGGGGGAAGAUUAUGGCGUGGAAGAGAGGAGCACCGGCUCAGGCACCGGUGGUUGUCGUGGCUAAUUUUACAGAUCAGGACACACCUGGUACGGAGUAUAUUGUACACAAUUGGCCACAGCGGGGGAGGGAGGAUUGGAGGGAGGUUACACAGAGGAGGAAUGUGCCAAAGGAGUGGGUUGGACGGGAGCCCUUGAUGCAUUGGGAGGCAAAGGUUUAUACUUAUUGGUGA